Zychaea mexicana is the source of this 1059-nucleotide messenger RNA. RefSeq lists its product as uncharacterized. The transcript has 2 exons. The coding region runs from base 1 to 1059 and encodes 352 amino acids. NCBI's taxonomy places the organism in Eukaryota, Fungi, Mucoromycota, Mucoromycetes, Mucorales, Lichtheimiaceae. The record is from RefSeq and is a predicted model, not a curated record.
AUGCGUAAAUCACGGAAACGUAAAGUCGUAAAGCCUCAAUUACCAGAGCCGAAGGCACCGAAAAAGCUUGCAAUGCCUGAAAAACGACCAGCUGGAACCAGUAAAGCAGCAUCGGCAGGGACGUCUACUCAACAAGUGGAUCAAGAGCGAAGAUCUAGUGUGGAUGACUUUACCAAAGAUCUUGAGAAAGAUAUGGCGGAUAUAUUAGACGACAUCGGAGACGAUGAUGAUGAUGACGACGAUGACGACAACGAUGAUAUGCAAUCAGUGACCACAGCACCAUCUGGAGCAGCACCUUCAUCCGAUACGGACAUGUUUGAAGAAGUGGUUGUUCCCACCGCUCAACACCAACAACACCACCAACAACAAAAGCGACCGGCGACUGAGUCACCAGCGUCGAUGAACCGGAAGCGAAAGAAAUACAAAAUGGCAUCACAACCGAUCCUUCGCCUCGAUGAUUCACCUGCACAAGUUGCUACACCACCGCCUGCCGCUACCUCUUCAUCUGCUGCGACAGCAGCAACAGUAUCACCACCUAUACCAAGACGCGAAUUCGGUGGCAAAUCUAUAUCCUCAGCGGCUGCUCUAGCAGCCAGUCGCAGUAAAAAGGCAGCGGCUGCUGCCGCAGCAUCAGCACAAUCAGUAUCUGAAUCCUCAAGUGGAUCUUCCUCCAGUGGCGAAAGCGGGAGCAGUAGUAGUGGCGAGAGCGGCAGCAGUAGUUCUGGAUCGGAGGAUGAGAGUUCUGGGUCAGAGAGCGAUGACAGUAGCGAUGAUGACGAUAUGGAUGACUUACUGGCGGAUAUUGAUCGGGACUUGUUAGCCGAUAGCAAUUCUGUACCGCCAUCGCCGAAUACUGCAGCAGCAGCAGCAAACGCACGAUCACAUAAUACACCGGUUGUACCAGAACAAUCACCAUAUAGUGCCUCUCCUUCCACUGCUCGUGGAACACCGAAUAGAAACGGUGGCCCCGUCUCGCUCCGAGCUUUAUUCAACGAUGCGGACCACGGCGAAGAAGAUGAAGGCAUCACGAGUUCUGACAGCGAGUCAGAUGGUGACUGA